Phyllostomus hastatus (greater spear-nosed bat) is the source of this 3558-nucleotide messenger RNA. RefSeq names its product vanin 2 (gene VNN2). The record is from RefSeq and is a predicted model, not a curated record. Bases 1224 to 2777 code for a protein of 517 amino acids. The transcript has 12 exons. Lineage: Eukaryota; Metazoa; Chordata; Mammalia; Chiroptera; Phyllostomidae. Gene Ontology annotation, molecular function: hydrolase activity, acting on carbon-nitrogen (but not peptide) bonds, in linear amides.
ACAAUACAGUAUGGUUUUAUAGUCUGAAUGUUUUAUUCCUCAUAGUUAUACAGUCUGAACGACUGGCUCACAGUCCAAGACAGUUUUGUUUUGUUGUUUAAAAUGACGUUAGUGCUGUAGGGCAAAAAGAUCUCGCUGACAGAAACAAUGAUAUUUAAUUUAACAAAAUCAAGAAGAACCUGCCGGUACCACACAGGUUGCAAAGUGGCUCCAAGCAAGGCACUCCCCCACCUCACAGCAAAGGGGAUCAAGAGCUAAAAAUACCUAGAAAACUCAAACGGCACCUUGUAACACACUGUAAGAUAAAGGCCAAGCUUGUAAAUUAUUAAUCCACGAUGCUCCAAAGCGAGUGAAUUAAAUACAAGGCUAAAAUCUGGUGAAUCUUCUCCUUUACUCAUCUUUGUGAAAUGUAGUUUUUCUUCGGGUGGGACUGGGACACUCCUUUACUUCCUGGGUCACCAAGGAUGUUUUACAGCCUUAGGUCUAAUCAGUUCAUUGUUUGGAGACAAGUGAUCACAUUCUGCUUUUAACAGUUGUUGUUGGUGCUUAAGAAUCCGCCAGGAAAUCCCCUCCUCUGCAGAGCCGCUGGGCGUGGGCGGAGAUCCCGUAGGGAGGCCAUAGGUCGCCCAGGAUUUCCAAGUUCCUCACCGGGGCCCUUCUGCCCAUUAGGGCGUCAGGGCUUCUGUUGUCCGUUUCCAAGCUGCAGCAGUCUCUGGUCGCCGCCUGGCUUUGAGGAUCAAAGUCAUCUCAGAGCGGUGCACACCCCAAUGCACGCACCUCGCGCCGCACGCACCUCCGCUGGCUCCCGGGACGCUGGGAGGCGCGGACCUCGGAGACACUGGGCUGCUGUCAACACCUGCCACAGUGGAUCCCAGUAAACUGCCAAGCUUGUUUUGCAGGGUGGCUGGCUGUACCAUUUCACAUUCCCGACGGCCAUGCAUGAGUAAUCCUGCUUCUCGCUCACUUGAUGCCAUUUCAUUUCCGGGAGGGCGGCCAGACUAGGACGUCCUUCAGGCUGUGGCAGAGCCAGAGGCUUCUCCUCACCAUCCCGAGUUCCUCGGUGUCUUUGUCAUGUCGUCAUCACGUGGCUGACGUGCAUCUGCUCUGUCCUGCUUGGCAAGAUCCAGGAGUUGGUGCCCAGUCUUACAGAGAAUGUUCAUGUGUCUUUGACUCUCAGAAUAACCUUGUGAAGGGGAUAUAGCAGAAAUCUCUAGACCUUGGCCAUGACCACUUCCUCCCUUCAAACCUCGGUGGCAGUUUUUGCCCUGGUUGCCCUGCAUGUCAGUGCCCUGGAUACAUUUAUAGCUGCAGUGUAUGAACACGCGGUCAUAUUGCCAAAGGAAACAGAAACACCUGUUUCUCAGGACAAUGCCUUGCUCCUUAUGAACAAGAAUAUAGAUAUUCUGGAGAAAGCGAUUAAGCAGGCAGCUCAGAAGGGUGCUGAAAUUAUUGUGACACCAGAAGAUGCACUUUAUGGAUGGAGUUUUACCAGGGAAACCAUUUUCCCCUACCUGGAGGAUAUCCCAGACCCUCUGGUGGACUGGAUUCCAUGUCGAGACCCCCACAAAUUUGGUCACACACCUAUACAAGUGAGACUCAGCUGCCUGGCCAAGGACAACUCUAUCUAUGUUUUGACAAAUAUUGGAGACAAAAAGCCAUGUAAAUCUAAUGACCCCACCUGUCCUCGUAAUGGCUAUUAUCAGUACAAUACCAACGUGGUCUAUGACAAAAAGGGACAACUGGUGGCACGCUACCAUAAGUACCACCUCUAUUCUGAGCCUCAGUUCGAUGUGCCUGAGAAGCCGGAGCUGGUGACUUUCAACACCAACUUUGGAAGGUUUGGCAUUUUCACAUGCUUCGAUAUCCUCUUCCAUGAUCCUGCCGUGACGCUGGUGAAGGAUUUCCAUGUGGACACCAUACUGUUACCCACAGCUUGGAUGAAUGUUUUGCCCCUUUUGACAGCCAUUGAAUUCCAUUCAGCUUGGGCAAUGGGAAUGAGAGUCAAUCUUCUUGUGGCCAAUACACAUCAUGUCCGCCUAAACAUGACAGGCAGUGGCAUUUAUGCUCCACACUCUCCCAAAGCAUACCAUUAUGACAUGGACACAGAGCUGGGAAAGAUCCUUUUUGCAGAAGUGGACUCGCAUCCUCGAAGCUCCCCUGACUUCCCAGUGGCCGUGAACUGGGGUGACUAUGCCACGACCAUCAAACCAUUCCCAGUACAGAAAGGCACUUUCAAGGGAUUUAUUUCCCGGGAUGCGUUCAACUUCACAGAACUUUCUGCAAGUGCAGGCAACCUUACAGUCUGUCAGAAAGAUCUGUGCUGUCAUUUAAGCUACCAAAUGUCAAGGAAAGAAGAGAAUGAAGUAUAUGCUCUAGGAGCUUUCUCAGGACUUCACGGCCGCAGGAGAAGAGAGUACUGGCAGGUGUGCACAAUGCUGAAAUGCAGAACAACUGAUGUGACAACCUGUGGACAGCCAGUAGAAACUGCUUUGACAAGAUUUAAUGCAUUCUCUCUAAGUGGCACAUUUGGGACAGAGUAUGUUUUUCCUGAAGUGCUGCUUACUAAAAUUCGUCUGUCACCUGGAAAAUUUGAGGUACUAAAAGAUGGGCGCUUGGUAAACAAGAAUGGAAUGUCUGAGCCUAUUCUAACAGUGUCACUGUUUGGGAGGUGGUACACUAAGGACUCACAUUCUGCCUCAGGAGGGAUCGGCAAUUUGGAAACAACUAACCUGUUAAUAUCCACUUUGCUAAUGAUCACAACUUUGCAAAUACUGUGAUGGUAUUGGACAACUCUUUGUCACAAUAUAUUUGUGCAGUAUGUAUUUUACUAAAUGUAUUUAUCAGCUUUCCAAGUUACUAAGAAAUUCUGAAGGGCCAUCUCUGUAGCAUAGACCAGUGAUUUCUAAAUAUGUAUUUGUCUCAUCUUGAAUUAUUUUGAACUAUUACUGUAAAUUUGCCCCCUGAGUGCUUGGGUCAGGUGAAUGAGUGUCCAGUCUUAGCUCUAACCUUAUUUGCUCUGUGACCUUGUGUGUGCUUGUGUGCAUGAGAGGCAGAGUGCAGAGCCUCAGGGGCAUUGUGAACAUAGCUGUGGCCUUUGAAGAGAAGAGGAAUGAUGAAAAUUGAGACUUUUGUGACUGCAUUCUAUUUGACAUUAAAGACGAUUUGAAUUAAUCUGCUUUUCUGUGCUCACGAUUAGAGGGAAAUUCACUUUCCAUUUAGAUGGUAAUGUUGAAGUUUAUAUUCACAAUGCAAGUUGUUUUGAGAUGUUCUAGAAGUGAUGACAGAUAGUCCAGGUUUGUAUCAAAGCAGACCUGGCUCAGGGUGUUCAUAGUCCUGAACUACCUCACCUGAAGUCUGUGGUAUAAUUUAAUGGGCCCAGAUCCAUAACACAAAGACCAUGACUGUGAAUAGCAACACUGUGUUCAAUAGUGGACAGCCUGCAUUUCUCAACAUGUAUAUCUCUCAUUCUACUUGAAAUACAGUGUAUUUGUUGUUGAUCAUUUAAUGAAAAUAUUCUUAAAAUUAAAGAAAUAAAUGUUCAGAUUUUUUCAGAUUUAA